Molecule: messenger RNA, 5337 nt
Organism: Vespa velutina
Lineage: Eukaryota; Metazoa; Arthropoda; Insecta; Hymenoptera; Vespidae
Gene: l(2)gl
Product: lethal(2) giant larvae protein homolog 1
Exons: 14
Coding region: 1101-4268 (1055 amino acids)
Biological process (GO): establishment of spindle orientation; regulation of establishment or maintenance of cell polarity; cortical actin cytoskeleton organization
Cellular component (GO): cytoplasm; cortical actin cytoskeleton; plasma membrane
Molecular function (GO): GTPase activator activity; syntaxin binding; myosin II binding
Source: RefSeq, a predicted model, not a curated record
GCCGAGAGGUAACGAGCAAUGGCGAUGCAUUCCGAAAGAGACCGAGCAACGUGAUUGGUUGAAAGAAGGAGUUAACGGGCGAAAGACGCGACGGACGCGAGAGACGGACGUGGAGAAGCAAAAGCUUACGCCUUCGUUCUUUGGGAUAUCGAUGUUUUUACGUGUUCCCAGAGGCCACGAAUUACAUGGAAAGACGAAAGAUUUAACGGCCCAUAUAAUCGGACAUUUCAUCUGAUCGAUCGUAAAUAUUCAUGUCGAAAAGAUUGUAAAAAAAGGAAGGGAAGCGGCUGACACAUUGCUCCAGUGCGGUGGAUUUCAGUGAGUGAAAGAAAAAGAGAUAGAUAGAUAGAUAGAUAGAGAAAGAGAGAAAAAAGUAAUAAAGAGAGAGAGAAAGAGAGAGAAAGAGAGAGAGAGUGUGUGUAAGAGAGAGUGAGAGGGGAAGAAAUUUAGUAGAAAGGAGAGGGGGUCUCGAAAAGCGAAAAGAAUACUGGGGAACUGACGUGUUGCGGGCGCAUCGAACGUGUGCGGUCAACACACCUUGCGACGAGAGGUACACGUUAUUACGGUAUGUCGCGCGAUAUAUUUAUCGUUCAUUCAAGAAUGUUUUAAUUACGAUUCAUCUGUUCCGAGGAAAUUACGGUAUAACGUGUAUGUUCUCUUCCUCGUCCGUCUCUUUUCUGUGUUGUGAUUUUGUGUGUGCGCGCGCGCGUAUCUGCCCUUCUUUCCAGCAACGAGACAAUUACGACAACGACAACGACAACGAAGACGACGACGAAGACGACGACGACGACGACGACGACGACGACAAUAACGAUACGACGAUACGACGACGACGACGACAGUGGCGGUGACGACAACGGUUAGUACGAGUACGUACUAUUCUUUAAUAAUUAUAUUAAAAAAAAAAAGAGUUCCAUUUCCACGUUUUAUUCUACGCGCGCGCACGCGAGAGAAAGAGAGAGAGAGAGUGUUGCGUGUUGGUUUGUGUGCGUGUGCGUGUGUGUGUGUGUGUGUGCGUACGUGUAUACGUGCGUGCACGAGUUCUCCUCGGCACUUAACGCGUUGCCGCGUGUUAUCGUUGGCGAACGAAAGCAACGAGGAUGCUCAAGUUUAUAAGAGGGAAGGGCCAGCAACCCACCGCCGAACGGCAGAAACUUCAGAAGGAUCUCUUUGCCUUUCGAAAGACGGUGCAACAUGGUUUCCCAAACAAACCAACAGCCUUCGCAUGGGAUCCGAGUUUACGACUAAUGAUCAUUGGGACGACAUCCGGCGCCAUCAAAGUAUUUGGAAGACCUGGGGUUGAAUUUUAUGGUCAACAUUCGAGCGAAAGUGGUGAAAAUGCAGUUACAAAAAUUGUCGCUAUACCGAAUGAGGGUCGCAUCGUUUCUCUCUGCGAUGAUAAUUCUUUACACUUAUGGGAAAUCAAUGAAAAUUCAGUUGUGGAGACAAAAUCAUUAUCAUUGGAGGGGAAGCUGAAGAAAAUUUCAGCAAUAUGUUUGGAAUCAAGUGGGGAACAUCUGCUUUUAGGAGCAGAGGGAGGUAACAUUUACCUUCUAAAUUUGAAAACAUUUGCAGUACCCGAUAACAUCAUUUAUCAAGAUGUAGUAAUGCAAAAUGUGCCCGACGAUUAUAAGAAAAAUCCAGGAGCAGUGGAAGCUAUAGCAGAACAACCAGGCCACCCGGACAACAUACUUAUUGGUUAUAAUCGAGGUUUGAUGGUACUCUGGAAUAAAGCUACUCCAGGAGCACAGCAGCUGAUGGGUUUGUUUUCGCGUACGCAGACAUUCGUAUCCACGCAACAGCUGGAAUCAGUGCAUUUUAUUUCUGAGAGUCGGUUUGUCUCAUCUCACAACGAUGGAUCCUAUACGUUCUGGAGUCCAGGUAGUGAUGCAGUUCCAGACCCGACGACUCCGUAUGGCCCUUUUCCUUGUAAAGCUAUUACGAAAAUUCUUGUAUAUCCCACUGCCGAGCAUGGAGAAUUGGUGCUCUUCUCUGGUGGUAUGCAACGUGCUAGUUAUGGCGAUCGUCAUACUAUCACUGUUAUGACGAAGGAUAAACACGUCGUAUUUGAUUUUACUUCGAAAGUUAUUGACUUCUUCACUGUAUUUGCCAGAGAUGAAGACGGCAAUGAAAUUCCAGACAAUCCUGAGGCCUUGAUCGUAUUAGCCGAAGAAGAAAUUGUGGCUAUUGAUUUAACAAAUCCACAAUGGAAAAUGAUGGCUCUUCCGUAUUUGGUAUCGCUUCAUGCCAGCGCGGUAACUUGUUCUCAACACGUUCCAAAUGUUCCCGAAGAACUUUGGGAUUCAAUAAUGUCUGCUGGAAAAGCACAGACAGAACACUUAUACUCGGAUAAAGAGUGGCCCAUCGACGGGGGAACUAUUUUAUGCAACAAACCGGAAAAUCCUGAUAAACUUGAAAAUAGAGAAUUGUUACUUACCGGCCACGAAGAUGGAACCGUAAGGUUUUGGAAUGCAUCGGAUGUCUCAUUAACGCCUUUGUACAAAUAUAACUCGUCGAUUCUUUUUACCGGAGAACACUUGGACGUGCUUGAGCAACCACCGGAAGACGAUGAAGAUGAAUGGCCACCGUUUCGGAAAGUGGGCACAUUCGAUCCAUAUUCCGAUGACCCACGUCUUGCAGUAAAAAAAGUUCUUUUGUGUCCGUUAUCAUCAACGUUAGUAAUAGCAGGAACAGCUGGUCACGUAGUUACAGCCGUAAUAUCUUCUGAACCAGUUAAUAAAGAAAUAAAAGCAGUGACGAUGAAUAUUGUAAAUGAUCGUGAUGGAUUUAUAUGGAAAGGUUACGAUCAUUUGCCUGUAAGGACAGCCAGUAUAUCUUUUGCAAUUGGUUUUCAACCUCAAAGCAUUCUACAGUUAUAUCCACCAGCUGCUGUUACAGCAUUAGCAAUGCAUAGUGAAUGGGGUUUACUUGCUACGGGUACAGCUCAUGGUUUAGCAGUAUUUGACUACACAAGGGUAAAGCCUGUUACUGUUAAAUGCACACUUAAUCCAAAUGAUCUUUCUGGUGCAGGAGACACACCAAUUUCUAGGCGAAAAUCAUUUAAGAAAUCUUUAAGAGAAUCCUUUAGAAGAUUAAGAAAAGGAAGAUCGCAAAGACGGACAAAUACUAAUAGUAGCCCGACGAGAAGUACCGUAAUAGAGAAAAAGAAAGAAAUCUCUAGCGUAGCAUCUUCUCCAAGUGCCGAUUUAUCGCCCAUGGAAUUAAAGCCGGUAGAAAGACAAGUUGAAGCUAGGCCGGUAGAUGAUGCGUUAGGGUCUAUGGUACGAUGCUUAUAUUUCGCCAGAAGUUAUAUCAUAAGCAUGCAAAAUACAACACCUACGCUUUGGGCAGGUACUAAUAACGGGACAGUCUACGUUUUUACUUUAGCGAUACCUGCUGGUGUUAGGAGAACAGAAGAAGACGUAAAUUGUACGCUUGGAAAAGAAAUACAGUUGAAGCAUCGUGCUCCAGUUAUUGCUAUAACCAUAUUAGACGGUUCUAAUGUACCUUUACCAGAACCAUUUGAAGCAGAAAAGGGAGUUUCUCCAGGGCCAGAUAUGACAUCACCACAUAGAGUAUUAAUAGCGAGCGAAGAACAAUUUAAAAUUUUUAAUCUACCAUCGUUAAAGCCAAAUUGCAAAUAUAAACUUACUGCUCAUGAAGGAUCCAGGGUGCGUAAAACUGGAUUUGCUAAGUUUACGUGUCCUAUCGAUUCUACGGGAGUGCAUGUUGAAACAUGCUUACUUUGUUUGACGAAUCUUGGAGAUUGUUUAAUACUCAGUAUCCCAGAAUUAAGAAGACAACUUAACGCUGCUGCAAUUAAACGAGAAGAUAUUAAUGGCAUUUCGUCCCUAACAUUCACAAAGUCUGGAGAAGCGUUAUAUCUUCAUUCAAGUUCCGAACUUCAACGCAUCUCGUUAUCAGCGACAAAAGUAACAAAAGCCCAUUGUACACUUAAUUUACCACCUAGUGCUAGAGUAUCUUCAGAAACUAGUGCAGAAGAACAAGCUGUUAACGAAGAUGCAACUGAGAAUGGUGUUGUAGGUUCCAGUGGUGAAGAAUCUCCAAAGGAACCUUCCCUGCAACCUUCCGCAAGUAUCACUGAGGUGAAUGGGGAAGAUGAGCGACAGGAUUUAAGUUCAGUUGGAGAUAUCACUAUUGACAGUGUUAAGGAUCAUUUACUUAACAAUUCAAUUUUCAGAAAUGCUCCAUCAUCAGAAGAACUCCAUAAUCGUUUGACAGGCCUUAAAAUGGAAGUGACAUCAUGAACUUCUAUAAUGAUCACAUCAGUUUUAAUUGUAAAAAAAAUUUAGUAGAUUUUUUAAAUUUGAAUUUAUAAUAUGCAGCAUUAAUAUUAGUUACUAUAUGUUUGACUAUAAUGUCAAAAAUCAUGUGUAAAAGCUGCUUAAGUUAUAUAACUGCCAGGAAUAUGAAGACCUUAAUAUUUAUAAACACCUUUGGAUUUUUAUGAAUAUUGCGCACUUCAUUUUAAUUUUAUUUGAGUGGUCUUGAGGAACUUCGCAGUUUAGUGAAACUAGGCCUAGAAAAUAUUACAUUUUACUCAAUUCAAUCACAUUUCACUGCUAGUUUCCUUUUAAAAAGAACACAUGAGCUUUUUUUAAUACUAUUUUAUUAGAAAAACCUUGUGAAUGGUUACUGUGCAGAUUCAUUAGAUAUUAAGAUAUCUAAAUAAUAUUCUGAGUAAUAUUGAUUACAACAUAAUGCAUAUAUAUAUAUAGAUGAUACAAUUUUAAUGAAAUAACUGUUUUUUUUUUUUUUUUGUAAUCGUAUUUUAAUUUUUAACUUAAUUUUGCAUCUUUUAAGAUAAGAUACAUCGUUGAUAUAAUCAUAGUUUAAUACUUAUUGCUGUACAGACAAUAGAGGCACUUGGUAAAUUGUGAGUAUGGCAGCCAUAUUGUAAUACGAAAUAUAAGUUUAUAUAAAUAAUUAAGCUAUAAGAAACAGUAUUGAAAAAAAACAAAUAAUAUUCAAGAUAUAAGAAAGUACACAUAUACACACACACAAUACACAUACACACACAUAUACACAAGAUAGUCCAAUUAAUGUUAAAAUACGAUUACUGUUUCUUGAAAACCCAGUAUUUGCAUUUCGAAUGAUACUGACAUGACUUAAAUUGACUGCAAUAUUUUAAAUGUUCUGAACAAUCAAUACGUUUCAUAAAAUGCAAAAUAAUUCAUAUAUGAUUUUGAUGUUCUGAACAUAAAGACAAAUAUAGAUACUUAAGUACAAUUACGUUUUUUCACGAACAAGUAUAGAGAUUAUAUAUACAUAAAAAAAAAAAAAGAUAAAAAGAAAAAAAAAAGAAAUAAAAAAGAA